AGUAAAAUAAAAUAAAAUAAAGUGUGCAGUCGUGCACAGGCUAUGUAUGUAGUAUGUAGGCAUAGAUUAUACACUUAAUAUACUUGAUAUGUAGGUAUGUACGGUACCUGCGGUAAUACCUAGUGUUUAAAAUUUAAAUACUUUUUGAAUAUAAAAAGAAAAAGGAAUCGGUAGUUUUUAUUUUCUAGAUUCAGUGCUUAAAAAAUAAUUUAAGUGAUUUGUUAGUGAUACAUUAGUUCAAAGUCAAAGUUCAUGUCACAAUUAUUACUCACUAUUUAAAUUGGCUUUUGCUAUGUCCCUAAAAUAAUUAUUUUCCCUUUUAAUCAACAUGUUCUCCAGAAAGUUGACUAGGAUCAUAAAAUACGGCUUUUAUGGUGGUGUUGCUGUUGGUGGUUGUGUAACUGCUUUAAAAUUUCAUGAUGGUGAUUAUAAUUCGUUAGCCAUCGUCAGAAUCACGAGGACAGCAUGUACUGCUGUGGACAUAGGCAGGACUUACCAGUCUUUGUUGUACAGCAAAGAUUGGGAUAGAUCGUCCCCCGAGUAUUUAGAAGUGAAGAAACAAGCUCAUCAAAUUGGGGCAGAGAAACUGCUUGAAUUAUGCAAAGCUAACAAAGGUGUGUACAUUAAAGUUGGACAGCACGUAGGCGCGUUAGAUUACUUGUUGCCUACUGAAUAUGUCAAAACAAUGCGUGUUUUGCAUAAAGAUGCGCCUCAAAACACAGUCGAAGAACUAUACAAUGUCAUCAGGGAAGAUUUGAAAAAGGAUCCAAAGGAACUGUUUGACGACUUUGAACCUGAGCCUCUGGGCACAGCGUCACUAGCACAAGUUCAUAAAGCAAAAUUAAAAGAUGGUACUGAAGUUGCGGUCAAAGUACAACAUCAUUUUGUGAGGAAAAAUAUUAAGAUUGACUUAAAAUGGAUGGAAUUUAUUAUAAACACAAUGUCAAAAGUAUUUCCUGACUUCCAAAUGCAAUGGCUAGUGGAUGAAACGAAGAAAAACAUUGCAAAAGAGCUGGAUUUCCUGCAAGAGGGUCAAAAUGCAGAGAAGGUAGCUGAAUUGUUCAGUAAUUACAAAUGGCUGAAGGUUCCAAAGAUUUUCUGGGAUUACAGUACAGAGAGAGUGCUGGUCAUGGAAUAUGUUUACGGUGGACAAGUUAAUGAUGUUAAUUAUAUUGAUACACAUAAAAUCAACAGAUAUGAUUUAUGUAAGAAGCUUGGUGAUCUCUACUCCCACAUGAUCUUCAUAACUGGUUUUGUGCACAGUGAUCCACAUCCAGGGAAUAUACUGGUUAAAAAAGCUCCAGGAGACAAGGAUGUAACAGUUUAUUUGCUGGACCAUGGGUUAUAUGCUCAACUUUCGGAUAAAUUCAGAUAUCACUAUUCAAAAUUGUGGCUAUCCAUUAUAGACAGAAAUCGUCAAGAAAUGAAAGUACAUGCAGAGCAGCUAGGUAUUCGAAAUGAAUUGUAUGGUUUGUUUGCUUGUAUGGUAACGGGUAGACCUUGGGAUUCUAUUAUGAAAGGAAUUGGCAAAACUAAGCCAUCUUCAGAAGAGAAAUCAACUUUUCAAAACGAAUUGCCUAACAUCCUCCACCAUAUCACUGAUUGCCUGGAGCAUGUGGACCGGCAAGCAUUAUUGGUUCUCAAAACCAAUGAUUUAAUCCGUAGCAUAGAAUAUGCUCUAGGAACACAAGAGAGAAUGUGUGGUUUUGUUGUAAUGAGCAAAUGCUGCAUACAAAGCGCAUAUAGAGAAGAAAUUAACAAAGAGAAGUCUAUAUUUAGAAGACAAUACUUAAAUUUAAAAUUUAGUUGGACCAUGCUGGUGCUUUACUUGUACAGUGUAUAUUUAAAUUUAUGUGAUACAUUAAUUUUAUAAAAAACAUUCUUUCUAAAGCCUAUAUAUGUAGUGAGAAUUGACUAAUUUUAUAAGCGUAUUUAUAUAAAAUGAUGUAAGUAAACUUUUUAGGGUAACUUAUUGCUGUUCUCCAAAGUUAAAUCAAAAAUGGUAUAAAAAUAAUAAAUUAGUUUACACAUGUAAUAAAAGGUAUAAUUGUGUUCUUAAAUUAAUAAUAAAAAUGUUAAGGUGCUUGUAUGUAUUUGUUCUAAUGUUUUUCAACCAAAAUAGUGAGAUGCUACUGAAUUAGUUAGUCAAUAACUAGUCUACAGGAUGAUACCUCAUUUGUAAUGGUAGUCUACUUUUUUAAUAGAAGCAAACUGAGAUUUUAUUUUGUAUAAUGACCUAUAUGUGGAUUCUUAUGUAUAUUUUUUUCCGUUUUCCUCUCGGUCCCUAUCUGUUAUACAUAGACAACAAUUUUUUUUUAAAUAAUUAAUUGUCUGUAAAUUUUAUCUUAUACAUAGUUGCGUGAUCUGUAUUCGUUCGAGCCAAUGCUGAAUUUAAAUGUUUGUUUUGAAUCAUUGAAAUUAAUUAUAUCCAGCUUUUGUCUUUGAAAUCCAAAUUAAAAAGAGCUGUACAUAUUUUGUUAUUGUUAAGUUAUAUACCUAGGAUAGAAUAAACUACUUUGAAUAUGAA
Messenger RNA from Bombyx mori (domestic silkworm), 2527 nucleotides. RefSeq names its product aarF domain-containing kinase 1 (gene Adck1). The transcript has 6 exons. The record is from RefSeq and is a predicted model, not a curated record. Gene Ontology annotation, molecular function: protein kinase activity; ATP binding. Lineage: Eukaryota; Metazoa; Arthropoda; Insecta; Lepidoptera; Bombycidae. Bases 329 to 1873 code for a protein of 514 amino acids. Gene Ontology annotation, biological process: protein phosphorylation.